AUGUUCUACCAACCUGGAGUCACCGACCACAAUCUCCCACAUGAUCCAUUCAAGGCAUGCGUCGUGCCCCGUCCGAUCGGAUGGAUCUCAACCCAGAACAAGGAAGGACAGGCCAACUUGGCACCGUACUCGCAGUUCAACAAUCUCACGUUUGACCCUCCUUACGUGAUGUUUUCUUCAAACCAGACGGUGAAUGGUGAUCGAAAGGAUACGGUCGUGAAUGCCGAGCAAACCGGGCACUUUGUUUGGAACCUGGCCACAUGGGAUCUGCGUGAAGCGGUCAAUAUUUCGGCGGAGCAGGUUCCAUACGGAGUAGAUGAGUUCGAGCGAGCCAACCUGGCCAAAGAGCCAGCUACCCUGAUGGAUGUUCCCAUGGUUCAGGAGUCACCGGUGAAAUUCGAAUGUGAAUACCACUCGACUGUGCGUCUGCCGGGCAAUCCCCCUAUGGGGACAGUGGAUAUUGUGAUCGGUCGGGUGGUGGCAGUGCACAUCAAGGAUGAGGCUCUGACAGACGGGAUCUUAGACGUUCGAAAGACGAAGCCACUCGCACGUUGCGGAUAUUACCAGUACACUGUCAUCAAGGAGACGUUCGACAUGGUGAUUCCUGGCAUGUCGGAGGAUGUUUUGUAUGGGUUGGAAGGCAGUGCCAAACGUAAUAAAGAGGCGGAAUCGCGAAAUGCGCGGUGA
Penicillium verhagenii is the source of this 687-nucleotide messenger RNA. Its product is annotated as flavin reductase family protein. NCBI's taxonomy places the organism in Eukaryota, Fungi, Ascomycota, Eurotiomycetes, Eurotiales, Aspergillaceae. The record is from RefSeq and is a predicted model, not a curated record. The transcript is spliced from 2 exons. Gene Ontology annotation, molecular function: FMN binding. The coding region runs from base 1 to 687 and encodes 228 amino acids.